Molecule: messenger RNA, 4735 nt
Organism: Calidris pugnax (ruff)
Lineage: Eukaryota; Metazoa; Chordata; Aves; Charadriiformes; Scolopacidae
Gene: CBLL1
Product: Cbl proto-oncogene-like 1, E3 ubiquitin protein ligase
Exons: 5
Coding region: 1193-2779 (528 amino acids)
Biological process (GO): protein ubiquitination; regulation of cell adhesion
Molecular function (GO): ubiquitin protein ligase activity
Source: RefSeq, a predicted model, not a curated record
GCAAAUGGAUUGAGGUCCUGUAGAGACUUUUUCUGGUCUGUUGUGUUGCAAUUUUUUGUAUUCUGAUAGAAAACACAAUUUCCCAAAAAAGUAGGAAUUAGACAGCUUUAACAUUAUUAUCUCUGAUGUUCUAGUCCAGCAGUCUCUGGGGAAGCCUGGUGUUGUAGUUGUGUGUUUGCUGGGUCAUCUGUUGCACCAACAGGAGGCCUAAACAAAAGCAACAUGUAAACAAAAGUAAAAACCUUAUUGUUUUUGCCUUUUUGCAUAUUGCCUUUUAGAAUGAAACCUGUCAACCAUGGUGCUAAGAGGAAUAAAUACAUCUAAUCUAUCAGAGGAAAUUGAGGGGUCUUGAUUUUGAGAUAAAGUGAUUGUCAGGGAACAGUCCCAAUUUGCAACUUUGUCACAGUUCCUGGUUUUGGUGGCUGUGGCACACUCCUUCAAGGCUGAGCAUGUCCUGCUUUGAAACACCUGUCAAAGUCCCAUUUUCAAUUAAAAUAAAAGUGAGCUGGGUAGUUUCGUGAAGGAUAUAACUUUAUUUUUCUAUGAAUGAGAUGUUAUUCAGCAGGUUAAGGUGGACUCACUGGAAAUUGAGGGAGUUGUACCCCCGUCGUUGGUGUUGCGUGUUGCAGCACCCCCUCUAGAGUAGCUCUUGGAGCCUGUAUCUGCUGAUGCAUGUGGCAGGCUGUUUCUUGCUUCUUUUGCCCUGCUACUCAGAUUUAAAUCUGGUCAAAGAGAAUUCUGUUACGUAGUGGAGAACAAUAUUUUUCAGUUUAGCAAGGAUACUGUUGCAUACUCUUAAGUACCAAUAUUUUUGUGAUACUUUAUACUAAAUUUCUAAGUGAUAAUUCAAGAUGUUGAUAUGUCAAGAUGGAAACUAGUUUCCUUUCAACUUUAAUAAACAAUUUACAAAAAUUAUAAAAAUUACCUUGUCUCCUAAGUUCUAUGUUGUCGAGGUUGGACAAAGAAUUGACUCUUCAGUACUAUUCACGCUGUGAGAGGACCUGUACAAUUAAUGUUUUGGGGUGUUUUUUUCCUGUGUGGAGAAAUGACAGACUAGCUAAGUUUUUAAAAUAGCUUUACUUUUAGAACUAGAUUUCCUAAAAUCAUGGUUGUUCCCAAUACAGUUUUGUGACUUGACUUGUAGAAGAAAUUGUAUGUGAAGAUAUUUAAUGAUUAAACUUUGAUAUGUUGUAUGAGUCUCAAAAAAAGCUUUAAAAAUUAUCUUUUUAAAACUCUUCUGUUAAGAUUUAGCCUCUUUAGAAACUAUUACAUAGAUGAAAAAUUACAUAAACUUUUUUUUUCUUUCAUAGACAAUGAUUUGCAAGGAACAAAUAGUUCAGGAUCAUUGGGUGGUCUUGAUGUUCGUAGAAGAAUCCCUAUAAAGCUUAUCUCAAAACAGACCAAUAAAACCAAACCUGCACCUCGAACUCCAAGAAAUAUGAACAGGAUGCCUUCAAAGACACAAGCUGGUGAUGAAGAAGAAUUUGAUUAUAACGAAGAGGAGCGAUACGAAUGCAAAGGAGGUGAAAUGUUUGGCAAUCAAAGGAGAUUCCCUGGACCCAUUUUUUGGGACUAUAAGAUAAACUUGCUGGGGGAAAAGGAUGAUACACCGGUCCAUUUCUGUGAUAAGUGUGGAUUGCCCAUCAAAAUGUAUGGACGCAUGAUACCUUGCAAGCAUGUUUUCUGCUAUGACUGUGCUAUACUACAUGAGAAAAAAGGAGACAAGAUGUGUCCAGGCUGUAAUGAACCUGUGCAGCGAAUCGAGCAGUGUGUCCGAGGGUCUCUCUUCAUGUGUAGCAUUGUUCAGGGCUGCAAGAGAACUUACCUGUCGCAGAGGGACUUACAAGCUCACAUCAACCACCGCCACAUGAGAGCUGGGAAGCCUGUUACUCGUCCUCCCAUUGAGCCUGUACAUCCUCCUAUUGCUCCGCCGCCUGCCGAAAUCCCUGAGCGUUUCAUAAUGCCACCAGAGAAACAUCAUAUGAGCCACAUUCCGCCAAAGCAACACAUCAUGAUGCCACCACCUCCUUUACAGCAUGUGCCACACGAGCAUUAUAACCAGCCACACGAAGACAUCCGUGCGCCUCCUGCAGAGCUGUCGAUGGCUCCGCCGCCACCUCGCCCAGUCAGCCAGGACACCUUCCGCAUUUCAACCAGAAAACACAGCAACUUAAUAACUGUCCCCAUUCAGGAUGAUUCAAAUUCAGGUGCUCGAGAACCACCUCCGCCAGCCCCCGCACCUGCUCACCAUCAUCCUGAGUACCAGGGUCAACCAGUGGUAUCGCACCCUCAUCAUAUUAUGCCUCCACAGCAACAUUAUGCACCGCCCCCACCACCACCUCCACCAAUAAGCCACCCACUGCAGCAUCCUCCCCAGGCAGCAGGUACUCCUCACAUGGUAUAUAGCCAAGCUCCUCCACCACCAAUGACCUCUGCUCCUCCUCCAAUAACCCCUCCACCUGGACAUAUAAUUGCCCAGAUGCCACCAUAUAUGAAUCAUCCUCCUCCAGGACCUCCCCCUCCUCAGCACGGGGGCCCCCCCGUAAAUGUAAAUGCACCCCCUCCCCAUCACUAUAAUCCUAACUCUUUGCCACAGUUCAGUGAAGAUCAAGGAACUCUUAGUCCCCCUUUCACACAGCCUGGGGGAAUGAGUCCAGGGAUAUGGCCAGCUCCAAGGGGGCCGCCUCCACCUCCAAGGAUGCAAGGGCCUCCUGCUCAGGCCCCGCUUCCUGGACCACACCACCCUGAUCAAGCCAGGUACAGACCCUAUUACCAAUGAUACGAGCAAUUGUAUGAAUAGAGAGUGCUAUGAAGAGGAUAAAACUAUAUACGACAACCUUUUAAUUAAUUGUUUCGGGAUUAUUUUGUUGUGUUUUUUUUUAAAUACUGUCAUUUUGACUGUAAGACAUUUUGGGGGUUGAAUCUUAAAUGAUUUUUAAGCCUUGGCUGUAGGACUCUGACUUCAAAUAUUCUGUAGUGCUAAAAUGAGUGGCUUAGUAGACCACAGUUGCAUUUUAACAGAACUUCUGUCUCUAGUGUGGCUGAAUUGUCUUAAGAUGAACACUUGUAAUAUUAUUUCCUGGAGAACAUGAACACGUGUUGUACCAUUCUGAAUAUUUUUGUUAAAUCCAGUGUUUAGUUUCACUUGUGAUACGUUUUUGUUAACCUGUGUACAAUAAUUAAAUUGAAAUAUGGUUGUAAAAGUGGUGGGUUUUUAUAUGAAGUUAACACAGACAUAGUUCUGGAUCACCAUUUCGGCACUGACACUUUCCGAAUGGGCAGCAUAAUGAAAUAUUAAGGGAACUUUAAUAUUUCUCCUACUAACAAUUACCAUAACUUAUGAUUAAUUCAGCCUAUGGUGAAAUCGUGGCACUAGAAAUCAGACGUGCAGAAUACUGCGUUUUGGCUUUUUCUUUCUUUUUUUUUUUCCUUUAAAUUCAUGCAGUGAGAUAAAUCUAUCAAAUAUAGCUUUGGGCAUGACGUGAAACCAUGUAUUGAGGGUUUUGGUGGGGGUUGGUUGGUUUGGUUUUGGUUGGGUUUUUGGGUUGGUUGGUUUGUUUUAAAGCUAGUUUUAGUUCAGAAGGUUCUGUUUACAUGUACACUACUCACGAGUUAACUGUGUUUAUCUAUGGCGUGGAAGUGGCUGUGAAUUGGCUUGCCAUGUCUGUGAGAAGCAGAUUAUUUUUGGUAGAGAAAUGGUAUUUGCCUCUGUCACUUCAUAUAAUGUACAGUAGGAAAACAUCCCAUUUAGAUAACCUGAAAGAAUUGGUCUGAAACCCCGUAUGUAGAUGUAAAGGAAUAAAAAAGCUACAUGUCAUUUAUCUGUUUAAAUUCUGUGAUACAGAUUUAAUUAAACAGACAAUAUUUAGGUAUUUUGUUUUGCUUUUUUUAAAAAAGUAGCAAUGUUAACAGGCCCUCAGGUCUGUUUUGGCCCAAAAUUUAUGUUUUAUGAGCAUACUUUUUUGAAAGAGAAAUGUAAUAAAUAUAAAAUGAGAAUGUUCUAUUUUAGUGCAGCUGGUCGCAGAACUGGACAAUAAUAAGACAAUGCUGUCUGUUGUUCAGAGUGCUUCUCUUUGCAGUUCUAAUCACUGUUAGUGCUGAACGCUUGUUUUUUCAAAAUGCCACAUUUCUAGCAGUGGUGCUUUUAGAUGAAGAAAUCUUGUGGUUUUUUCCAAGGUUUGCAAUUUCCUACUGUUCUUGAAUAAUCUGAACCAUUUUAAAGUCUCAGUGUUACUAUUUAUUUUGUAAACUUUUUUCCCUGAUAAAUUUAUGAAAGAGCUUUGGCAGUGUGACAUUCCAAUUUUUUUAAUUUUACAUGUAAGCCGCAUAAUUUUAAUUAACACUGCAGGGGCUCUUUAAAUUUAUUCUCUGUCCUUGACUGCUGUUGAUUUCCUUGUGACCAUGGGCAAAUCUUUUAGAUUACCUUUCAAAUAAACACUUCUUUAGAGAAGUGCAAAUAAAUUCGGGGGUAUACAAAUUGCUAGUAAGUGUCAAUUGGGUCAAAGUCUGCUUAGCUGUAAUAUGCGUCUUUCUAAGACACGGUUCUUUGGUUUGCUUUCUCUGAAAAAUAAAUCCUUUUAAAUCACACUGGUGAAGAAGAGGCUGAUUGUGAUAGUGUGUUAUGGUAUGAGGUUGGUUGAAAAGUAAAUGUUUCAGUGUCAAUGAGGGUGAACAUGACUCUCCCGGCGUUAUUUUGUUUCAGUAACUUACAAUAAACACAUGAGGAACGUUUAAA